Molecule: messenger RNA, 1139 nt
Organism: Mugil cephalus (flathead mullet)
Lineage: Eukaryota; Metazoa; Chordata; Actinopteri; Mugiliformes; Mugilidae
Gene: erh
Product: ERH mRNA splicing and mitosis factor
Exons: 4
Coding region: 160-474 (104 amino acids)
Source: RefSeq, a predicted model, not a curated record
CACUUUGCAACCGGAAAAACCUGGCUUCAAUUUCCCAUGAAGAUUUUUUUUUUUUUUUUGCUCAGAUAUAGCUACAACGCACGGUUAAAGUGAUAAAUAACGACUUCGUUUGUAGUUUUACAUCCCCAGCCAACAGAGAGGGCAAGCCUAAGCACAAACAUGUCGCACACAAUUUUGCUUGUCCAGCCGACCAAGAGACCAGAGGGCCGCACAUACGCAGACUAUGAGUCUGUGAAUGAAUGCAUGGAAGGCGUUUGCAAAAUGUAUGAAGAGCAUCUGAAGAGGAUGAAUCCCAACAGUCCUUCUAUCACUUACGACAUCAGUCAGUUGUUUGACUUUAUCGACGACUUGGCAGAUCUCAGCUGUCUUGUGUACAGAUCUGACACGCAGACAUAUCAGCCGUACAACAAAGACUGGAUUAAGGAGAAGAUAUAUGUCCUGCUGCGGCGUCAGGCUCAGCAAGCGGCAAAGUAAAAGCAUCUCUGAAAGGUUGUCCUGCUACACACACUUGAAAGGAGUUUACGCUGCACUACAAUUACACAGCGUGUUACAGAUGUGUAUUGGGACAGCAUUGUCAAUUUGACAAGGAGUGUUUUCAUAUCAUACGGUGGGGGUGGGUGUUGCUGGGGUUGAAAAUUAGGUAAAACUAUACAUCUUAGGCUUUAUAUUGAGAUUUAGUCAUGCCUGGCAGCAUACGUAUUACGUUUUAUAAUUCGCCACGCUGUGAUGAGAAUGAAGCCAAUAAUGGAGUUGCAAAGACUAACCCAUUGAUCGAGAGAAAUUCCGUCCUUGGAGAAAUGCACCACAGGCUAGAAGAAAACUUUACGUUCGUUCUCUCCUUUCUGUUAUCCUAAAAGUUGUGUGACACCUUUAUUUGCAUAUAUAUAUAUUUACAUUUACCAGACGGUUGGAUUUGAAAAGACUGUGGAACUGAAUGCAGCUGAUUUUUUUUUUUUUUUUUUUUUCAAAAGUGAAAUCAAUGUUUGUAGACUGAUACUUAGUCAUUUCAGAAGAUAUAUUUUCAACAUUUCAUCCGUUAUUAUUAUUGUUGUAUAUGCUAGAAGUUUUAUUUCGAGUAACAUUUGAUUUCACCUCUUGUGUUUUAUUUGAUUUAAAUGAAAUAAACUAUUGUUUUCUGA